Colletotrichum gloeosporioides is the source of this 486-nucleotide messenger RNA. RefSeq lists its product as uncharacterized. Bases 1 to 486 code for a protein of 161 amino acids. The record is from RefSeq and is a predicted model, not a curated record. The transcript has a single exon. Lineage: Eukaryota; Fungi; Ascomycota; Sordariomycetes; Glomerellales; Glomerellaceae.
AUGGCGCUGAAGCAGAGUUACCAACGAGUGGCCCGGCAAAUUGCAAGCGAGGUUUCGUCCAUCGUAUACAUCCAUGACGCUGUUAAUAGUCUAGACCUCGAUGAGAUGGUGGUGGCAGUCAAGCGAUGGUUGGACGAGCGAGAGAACAAUCGCUGGCUGGUGAUCUACGACAACUAUGACGACGUUGACUUUGGUACACGAGAUAAUUCGGAACAGACUACUCAACAUAUUGCAACGGAAGACAAGGAUGAUGACGGCGGGACAGCUUCGAAAGCAUACGACAUACGCCCUUAUUUUCCGAACACCGAACACGGCGCCAUUUUCAUCACGACAAGAUCAUCGUCCGUAGGCCGCCUCGGACGCAGUAUCCAGCUUGAAAAGCUAAGCGACAUCCAGGACUCUCUGAAAAUACUGGCAUCAACCUGCGGGCCCGUCGAUUUAGCCGAUGGUAAGUCUACAAACGCUCCAUCGCUCUACUUGGACUAA